Messenger RNA from Aureobasidium namibiae CBS 147.97, 1182 nucleotides. RefSeq names its product hydroxymethylglutaryl-CoA lyase. Lineage: Eukaryota; Fungi; Ascomycota; Dothideomycetes; Dothideales; Saccotheciaceae. The transcript is spliced from 2 exons. The record is from RefSeq and is a predicted model, not a curated record. Gene Ontology annotation, biological process: ketone body biosynthetic process; L-leucine catabolic process. Gene Ontology annotation, molecular function: hydroxymethylglutaryl-CoA lyase activity. Bases 1 to 1182 code for a protein of 393 amino acids.
AUGUCUGGAAUCGUGCGUCCAUCGAGGCAUCAAAGAUUACCUAGGGCUUUGAGCAGACGAUGCUUCUCUGCUACCUCCAAGACAUUUGCAGACCAUGUUCGCAUUGUUGAAGUAGGCCCACGGGAUGGACUUCAAAACGAAAAGUCCUCAAUUUCGCCAGAAACAAAAAUCCAUCUCGUCAGAAGACUCGCUGCUACUGGUCUCAAGACAAUCGAAGCUGGCUCGUUCGUUCAUCCCAAAUGGACCCCUCAAAUGGCUAGUUCGGACAAGGUUCUGCAAAACAUCUUGCAACAGCCUCCUCACACGAGUCAACCAAUCACUUACCAAUGGUUAUUGCCCAACAUGAAAGGUCUAGAUAACUUCUUCUCCAUCCAAGCUCAGAACUCGACUCAAGGAGACACUUCUUAUCCAACUCCUCCGCAGUCCCCCAGGCAUGAUUCAGGCCCUGCCCAAAACACAUCGACCCAGAACCCCAACGACAUGCCUUCUGCAACUUCUGGCGCGGCUGCUAUGGACUCGAAGUCCAGCCCCGAGCAACCAAAACAUGAGGUCUCGAUUUUCCUUUCGGCUACCGAGUCCUUCUCUCAGAAGAACACGAAUUGCAGUAUAGCCGAAUCUCUCGAGAGAUUCCAGCCUUUGAUCACUUCUGCUAGAGAUAAAGGUUUCGGUGUACGCGCUUACAUCUCCGUUGCUCUUGGUUGUCCCUUUGAAGGACCUGAUGUCGAUCCACACAAGGUUGCAGAACUAGCUGCUAGCCUUCUCGAGAUGGGAGCGGAUGAGAUCUCGGUAGCAGAUACUACGGGGAUGGGUACAGCACCUCGCACAAGAGAGCUGUUGCGCACUCUUACCGCCGCUGGCAUUCGGAAUGACGACCUGGCUCUGCAUUUCCAUGACACUUUCGGGCAGGCGAUGGUCAACACUCUUGUCGGAUUGGAGCAUGGUGUUCGAACCUUUGACUCUGCUGUCGGCGGUUUGGGUGGCUGCCCAUACUCUCCUGGUGCCACCGGAAAUGUCGCGACCGAAGACUUGGUGUAUUCUCUUGAGAGCCUCGGAGUCAAUACUGGUAUUGACUUGUCUGAGAUUAGCAAAAUCGGGGACUGGAUCACCGGUGAGAUUGGCAAGCCCAAUGAAAGUCGCGCAGGAAAAGCGACUCUUGCUAAAUUGAGACGAGCUACAGAAUGA